GGCUGAGAAAUUCUAACUAAACCUUACUUAUCAUAAAACGGCCGAACAGAAUAUUAUCACCUUCUUCUCGUCCUCUGUUCUUCUCCUUCGCCGCCACCGAAUCGCCAUUUCUGCUCUCACUUCUUCCUUCGAGAAUCCUCAGCAAAAAUCCUACUCACUGAAAGGAACUCAAAGCCACUUACAGUACUGUAAAACCACCACAAUUUCCUCCCCAAUGACUCCCCUUACUCCUAGUUUCGCCCUAACCCUACUUCUCACACUCAUUUCUUUCUCAGAUCGGGGAGUGAAGAGCGCGACAUUCACUUUGGUGAACAACUGCGGCGAUACCAUCUGGCCCGGAAUCCUCUCCAACUCUGGCAGCCCGUUACUGGAACCGACCGGCUUCGCCCUCCCUUCCGGGACAUCCAGUUCACUCUCCGCGCCCACCGGAUGGUCCGGCCGCUUCUGGGCGCGCACCGCCUGCUCCUCUGACGCCUCUGGCCGCCUUACCUGCGCCACUGGCGACUGCGGUUCCGGUUCCGUAGAAUGCGGUGGUGCAGCCGCCUCUCCGCCCACUACACUAGCCGAAUUCACCCUCUCCUCUGCCGGCGGGAACGAUUUCUACGACGUGAGUCUUGUGGAUGGCUAUAACCUCCCGGUCGUAGUUACGAGCAGCGGCGGGGUAGGCGGCUGCGAGAUGACUGGCUGUGCCGUGGAUCUGAAUCCGAUGUGUCCGAUGGAGCUGAGGGUGGGGGAAGGAGAAGCCUGCCGCAGCGCCUGCGAGGCAUUUGGGCAGCCGGAAUACUGCUGUAGUGGUGAGUACGGGAGCCCGGCUGCUUGCCGGCCGACGAUGUACUCGGAGAUGUUCAAGUCGGCGUGUCCGAGGGCUUAUAGCUACGCUUAUGAUGAUGCCAGCUCUACCUUCACCUGCGCCGGAGGUGAUUACUCCAUUACUUUCUGCCCUGAAACGCCCCAGAGUCAGAAAUCUACUACAGCCUUCCCUUCUCCGCCAAAUGAGGCAACAGGAGUGGUUGUGGAGGAGGAUUCAUGGUUUGCGAGCUUGGCCAUGGGAGACUCUGUGGCAACCUCUGCAAGGAGAAAAGCUUCCAUUGUUGCAGUAACUAUUACCUUUUCUGCUCUUCUCUGUGUUCUGCUAUUGUGAGAGAUAAGGCGCAGAGGUGUCCUUCGUCCCUGAAAAGAAGGACGACUUGUUUGUAAUCUAUAUGAACAGAAUGCAAUUUGUUUCUUUCUUUAGGUAGGUUUUAGUGAGAGACAAGUUGUGGGUGUAUAUCUUUUGUCCAUGGAAUCUCUCCGUGAUGAUUAUUGUUCCUUUAUUUACGAUUCCCUUUAA
Messenger RNA from Dendrobium catenatum, 1330 nucleotides. RefSeq names its product thaumatin-like protein 1. NCBI's taxonomy places the organism in Eukaryota, Viridiplantae, Streptophyta, Magnoliopsida, Asparagales, Orchidaceae. Gene Ontology annotation, biological process: defense response. Gene Ontology annotation, cellular component: extracellular region. The coding region runs from base 215 to 1141 and encodes 308 amino acids. The record is from RefSeq and is a predicted model, not a curated record. The transcript is spliced from 3 exons.